Molecule: messenger RNA, 912 nt
Organism: Phialemonium atrogriseum
Lineage: Eukaryota; Fungi; Ascomycota; Sordariomycetes; Cephalothecales; Cephalothecaceae
Product: thymidylate kinase
Exons: 3
Coding region: 1-912 (303 amino acids)
Biological process (GO): dTTP biosynthetic process; dTDP biosynthetic process; dUDP biosynthetic process
Cellular component (GO): cytosol; cytoplasm; nucleus
Molecular function (GO): ATP binding; nucleoside diphosphate kinase activity; dTMP kinase activity
Source: RefSeq, a predicted model, not a curated record
AUGGCAUCGAUCAACGAUCUCGCCACGGCCGCCACGGCGGUCUCGGCCCUCUCGCCGCCAGCGGCGGACCAGCAGCAGCAGCAGCCACCACCAACCCCGGCCGCCCCGACCGACGCCCCGGCGGCGGCGGACCCGGCCGUCGUCAGGGGCGCGCUGGUCGUGCUCGAGGGCCUGGAUCGGAGCGGGAAGACUACCCAGGUUAAGCUGCUGGAGCAGCGGUUCGUGGAGCUGGGGAGGAGGGUUAAGGUUAUGAGGUUCCCGGACAGGACAACACCAAUCGGGCAGAUGAUUGACGGCUACCUCAAGAGCCAAGUCGAGAUGGACGACCACGUCAUCCACCUACUCUUCAGCGCGAAUCGAUGGGAGGCAGCAAAAACCAUCACCGCCCUCCUCGCAGCCGGCACCACAGUGAUCUGCGACCGCUACUACCACAGCGGCAUCGUCUACUCGGCGGCGAAGCGCAACCCGGACCUGGGCCUCGCGUGGGCGCGCGGCCCCGAGGUGGGGCUCCCGCGCCCGGACCUGGUGCUCUUCCUGGACCUCGACGAGGGCCGCGCCCGCGCCCGCGGCGGCUGGGGCGCCGAGGCGUACGAGAGGGAAGAGACGCAGCGCCGCGUCCGCGAGCUGUUCUGGGGGCUCAGCUUGGGCGGGAUCGGGACCUCGGCUUCGGUACCCGGGGCGGAGGGGGCGCGGCGCGGAGGAGGUGGGGAGCCCGUUGCUGUCGGGGCUGCGACGGCGGAGACGCCGGUGGGCGCGGAGGUCAGGUUUAGGCAGGAGGAGGAGGAUUUGCAUGUUGUGGAUGCGAGCGCGUCGGUGGAGGAGGUGGCGGAGGAGGUGUGGAAGGUUGUGAGGCCGAGGGUGGAGGCUGUGGAGAGGGGCGAGGUUGGAAGAGUGGUUAGGAGGGUGAUGUGA